Seminavis robusta is the source of this 2349-nucleotide messenger RNA. The record is from the annotation of a GenBank genome assembly. Lineage: Eukaryota; Bacillariophyta; Bacillariophyceae; Naviculales; Naviculaceae.
AUGGCAGACCCACCAACUCCCGAGGAGAUUGCUGAGUUUGCCCAAGCUGAUGGGGACGGUAUCAACCACGGGAUCAUGAACCCUGAUGGUACACGGAUGCCCCCACCCUACAACAUGCAUGUGGAUGACAACUUGUAUGCUGAUGUCCGGUCACACCUGACUAGAACAAUUUGUGCCAGUGUGGCUUCCUUGUUCGAUGUCCUGGGUGUACCCGACAACCCUCUUGUGCCUUCUCCACUGAGUGGGGACAAGUUCGAAGCUUGGUACAACCACCGCAGGAAGCUUGUGGGUAGGCGGUUCGACUCUAGAACGCUUACUGUUGGGAUGCUCCCACACAAGAAGUCCCAGCUCUUGGAACUGCUCCAGUUGUGGGUAGUCCGUGAGAGUUUCGACCUGCUGGAGAUUGCCCACUUACUUGGGACGCUGGAGAACCAUACCAAGUAUGCCAGGUGGGCACGUUGUUGGUGCUGUGCACUGCAGAAUGCUGUCCGCAGGGCCCUCGUUGCUCGGUUCCACAUCGUCCAGCGUCGGUUCAACCGGCAGGGGCGUGAAGCCAAUCUUCGCCGGGAACUACCCAAGUCUCUGCUUGGCCGUGUGGAAUCCAUGAUCCACCGUGAACGAGCUAAGCUCCUGUGGACCACCCGCCAGAGGUUUGCAGUGGAUGAAGACAUGCGUGCUUCUGUGGCCCAUCUGCUCUGGUAUGUUCGAUCAACUGACUCCCCUUGGGAAGUCCCAAUCGGUUUGAUCAUACCUAGGGAACACCACUUUGCUUCCCGUGGUGAUGCCAGUUUCCUCGGCGGAGGGGCCUACUGCCUAGGCCUCGGUUUCUGGUUUGACAUUGUUUGGUCACCCAAAACCAUCCAUGGUGCCCGCAACACCAAGUCUAGUGACCCUGGGUUCGUCCACAUUAAUUCCUUGGAAUUUAUUGUGGUCGUCCUCCAGUUGGCUGCUAUUGUUACCAGGCUCCGUGACCUCCCAACUGGUGCUGUGUGCUCCUAUUUUCCUAAUGGGGCACCAGCCAUUCCAGUUUGGUUCGGGGAAACAGACAACUCUGUUUCCAAGUCCUGGGAAAACCGAGUUACAGCCAGAACCUCCCAAGGGCAGGGAUUGGUGUCGGUUUAUGCCGAGCUUCUACGGACAUCCGUGAUACACACCCAGUGCGAGCACUUGGCAGGGGCACAUACCAGUUCCAUGCACUCUGCCGCCAGUGCUAGGACGGUUUCUUCCCGUCGCCUCCAUUACCUCUGGUUCUGUGUUGCUAUGAGGUGGGACGACAACCUGACUCUCGAAGGCACGCAUCCCAAGCUACCUGAGAGAGCCCAGCUCCAGUUUGCAAUGUAUGCUGUCCAUCUUAGCGCCGGGCAUUCCAUACAUUGCAAGGCCAUCAAGGCUGGGACUAUUUCCCAGUAUAUUCUUGCUGCAGCUACUCUCAUUGAGAGUUUCACUGAAGCUGACUACAGAAAGGACAAGGAGGGCGAUCGCCCUAAUGGCAAGUUCCUCACAAGCGUGAUGAAAGACAUCCGCAAGUAUGAAACUAUGGCUGACAGACGAGAACCAUACGACCACAAAAUGCAUAUGCUUGCACGGCAGGUUGCUGCAAAGUUCCCUAUUACAAGCCAGGUCUGUGCUCUCACCGAUGGGUUUGAGCAGGGGAUGUGUGGCGGUUUCCGCCUCACUGAAUGGGCCCAGCCGUCAGGAAAGACGAAUGUUGCCCGCCCACACACCAAUGGCCGGCCGUUGCCUGCCUGUCAGACUCGUGCUGUUGUGCCCAAUGACUACCGAGCUGUCACUGCUUCAGGCCGUAGGGUGGUUGGUUUGGCCAUCUUGUCCACUCCGUGCAAUGAAGUCUUGCGAAUCUUCGUCAAGCUCCGUACCCAAAAGAAUGGCAACAACGGUGAAGAACGGCAGUUCGAGCGCAAUCCCACCCCUGGGGGUUUCUGCUUUGUUGUUUCCACCUACCGUGCAUUGACCAGAUUCGCCCAGGUCCAGUUACUGUGCCCAGCCAUUUCUGCUGCACAUACACCACUGGCAAUCUACUGGGACCCUCGUGUUAAACGAGCAAAGCUGGUAGACGCCCAGGCCAUCGAGCGCUUCAUGCGUAGGUUGGCAUCAGCUGUCUACAAUUUGGAUCCGGUUGCGGAUGCAGCAGAUCUAGCACUGUGGAGCUCGCACUCCAUUCGCAUUGGUGCUUGUGUCAUACUCCAUAUCAUGGGGUUUUCCGACCGCGACAUCCAAUGGAUCCUGCGGUGGAAGUCUAUGACUUUCGCUACCUAUUUUCGUAAUGUGGCACUACUGUCACGAAGGCAGAACGCUGCAUUUGAUCGGCUCCAGGCAAUGCCCUGUCUAUAA